UUGAGUUGAAAUGGUUGCAAUGUUUGGGUGUCGUUGUCCCCCAUGGUCACUUAUCAACAACUGUUCAACCGGCAUUUCGUUGCGUGAUAGUUAGCUUGCUUCUUAACUGCAGUUUUAUUUUCCAAGCUAGUAACUUUAGCCUGUUAUCAUUCAUUUGGGAACACUUUUCUCGUCUCUUUGGAGCCAUUCGAUGUCUCUGUGUAAACCCCAAAGGAGCUUGCUAAAUUAGCUACUUAGCAGUGAAACUAAGGAGGGUUGACAGCUAGGUUAGAAUUAGUUUAGCCUAUUUGACGUGCCGAGUUCGACAGAAUAAAAAUGAGUCUAUCAGCCAAGAAAAAAGGGACAUCGAAUAAACGUCAUACUUGUAAAGAUGUCAAACAAGCAAGUCAUGGGGCUCAGAGGAAGCACAUCGACUUCAGAAUCCUUGCUGAGAGGAAUCCAUCUAUAAUGACAGUAGGAGCAUGGGUGGAAAGUGUACAUGAAUGGCAGGAACAUCCAAACGACCUUGCUGUACACACAGAGGAGUUGCAGACCGAGAUUCUGCGAAAAAAGGAACUUGAUUUGCUCAGAUUUCAAGAUGCUGUGCGCCGACGUGUGUCCCAACAAGCUCAAAUCCGUCAGAAACAACAGCUGCAGAGGUCUUAUGAAACGGUUGAACAGGACGGGCGAGUACUGCAGCAAAGCAGCGCCGCUGCCCAGCGUCUCAGCCCCAGGAGAGGCCCACAGCUUCCCUGCCCGCCUGGAGAGUUGGCCAUCUGCUCCCCCAGAGCCCGCUGGGUAAGGGCACAGGAGGUGGAUGCAGGAGGUGAUGCCCACACCAACCAGCAAAGUCCACAAGUCUGCAAAGUGGUGAAGCUUGUCCGGCACAGACUAGCUGCCUGUCAGACGGUCAAAGAGGGUGAUGAGAUGUCUGAACUCCCUGGGGGGCUAUGGAAAGUGUCCCCUACAAGAGAUAAGCAGAGAGCACAUACCUCAAGAGAAGAGGAGGAGGAUGAAGAAAACUAUAAAGAUUCAGAGGAGGAUGAGGAGAUCUCACUGAUGGGACAACAUGAUCACCCACUUUGUUUGCAGAAUCUUUCCUCAUCCAAGGAAAACAGAGUUAAGAGCGUCAGUUUUCAGAAUACAGAGGCGUGUGAGAGAUUGCUGAGAGAAGCCUACCCGACUGGUCCAUGUCCAGGCUUCAGCACAGACUACAGAGCUUCCAAAGUGCUGUGGCCUUACCAAGACCAGGAGGAACUUAAAAAACAGAGGCAGUCCCAGUUCCUAACGUAUCGCCGCCUCUUCAUGGACGUCGAGAGGGAACAAGUGAAGGAGCACCAGCGCCACCGGACACAUUUAAGAAGAAUCGCAAGAAUAAAAGCUGAUAAAGAGCGCCAAAGACAGGAGGAAGAGCAGAAGCUGGAAAGACUUCAGCAGCAGGAGGAGGAGAGAGAUGCACUUGCUGAAAGAGAGCACCUGAUUCUGGAGCGUCUGAGACUGGAGGAAGAGGAGAGGGCCAAGACUGUACGGAGGAAAGAAAAGGCACAGAAAAGCAGAGAGGCCACCAGGUACAUUGAUGCCCUGCGGGCGCAGAUGCGGGAGAGGAUAACGCAGGAGAAAGUCGACCUGCCUGCCCUGUGCUGCUGUGGAGACGGCUUCUGGGACUCCCACCCCGACAACUGCGCUAACAACUGUGUUUUCUACAAAAACCCUAAAGCCUAUGCUCAGGCCCUGCAGUCCGUGCUGCUGAGCUACGACCAGAGGGAGGGGAACGCCCAACACCGCGCCUCCACCCGCCGGCUGGCCUCCAUGUACGCCCAGUCCCCGCAGAAGUGAUGGGGUUUCUACUUUUCAAGUCACUUUUUUUUCUGACUUGAUUUCUUGGUUUGUGAAUGAACCAAAUGAAGCCAGGUUAUUACAUGGUUAUUCAGACGUGAAGUGAAGUUGUAACACUAUGAGGAAGACACUGGAUUUGUUUUCUUUGUAAGAUAGGAGACCUCUUGAACACACACAUUUGAUUUAGGAUUGUAUGACAUACAGUAUGAGAGUCUGUAAAUAAGUGGGUGUGCAGGGCAUAUGAUUUUGUUACCUGGAUGAAUGUAUUCCAAAGUGUUCCUUCUCAAUUAGUUUGUUGUACUGUUAGGUCACAUUCAGGCCCAGCAACACAGUAGGUUGGUCAGGGUAAAAUAAGGUGUGCAUAAAUAUCCAUUCCUUCAGGGCAAGCACAAUAUUAACACUGAUAAACACUAAAUAGUGGACAUACUGUAUGUGCUGCUUCACAAUGAAAGUGAGAAAAGAACAUAUUGAUAAGAUUGAUAAUGCCAGAAGACCUGUUACCUCAGAGGGAGUUGUUUACCAUUAGGGCAAAAGACAUGAGAGCUUUUUACCUUGAGUGCCUCUCCAGGGACAUCAAACAUGGGGAUUUGUAAAAGUUUUGAUGUAUUCAGGCAGCCUCAUGACAAUGACAGACACAAUGUGAAAUCUAAACGUUGUUGAUGUGAAAGUGACAAACAUGUACUUCAGUUGGCACACUGUCUAAUGGAAACAAACUCAAAUCUUAUCAGCAGAAGCUAUUGUGUGGCACUGAGGGCUACAUACGUAACCUCACAACCAAAUGACCUGAAUCAUUUCAUAUCAUAGUUGUACUGUGUUAAAGAGUAGAUUGUUUACAUUUUGACAACACAAAGCUAUUGCUACAUUCAGAGGUCCCUUCUGUGCUGCUCAGAAGCUGAAGGUCUUCCUUUAAGGUGUACUUUUGCAAUGUUCCCUGUUUGUGAAGACUAAUGUUUUAUGUGUGUCAUUAUUGUGAAAUAAAUGUUUCCCU
This is a messenger RNA of Sardina pilchardus (European sardine), 2803 nucleotides long. It is a transcript of the gene ccdc15, whose product is annotated as coiled-coil domain containing 15. The transcript is spliced from 10 exons. The record is from RefSeq and is a predicted model, not a curated record. Gene Ontology annotation, cellular component: centrosome. NCBI's taxonomy places the organism in Eukaryota, Metazoa, Chordata, Actinopteri, Clupeiformes, Clupeidae. The coding region runs from base 316 to 1815 and encodes 499 amino acids.